AUGGCCUCAUCUUCUUCUUUUGAUUGCCGGAAGGCGAACCUCUCUGAAGAAUCGCAGGAGUCCUCAGUCACGUCAGGCGUCUCAUCAGGUGUCUUGUCAGGCUCAGCACAAUCGAUUAUCGAUGCCACUGUCCGCGGCCGACUCGGCUUUCCUGCCCCCCUGCCGCCACUGCGUCCUGCCACGGACGAGGAGAAUGAGACCUCUGUGCCCCUUGAUAUCCAAAAGGAGAUUUUGUCCACAGUUGGGCGGUUGAUGCAGCAUCAUGGCCUCACCUAUAGAUACACGCUGUUCAUAUCCUGA
Monascus purpureus is the source of this 300-nucleotide messenger RNA. The record is from the annotation of a GenBank genome assembly. NCBI's taxonomy places the organism in Eukaryota, Fungi, Ascomycota, Eurotiomycetes, Eurotiales, Aspergillaceae.